This is a messenger RNA of Coffea arabica (coffee), 1877 nucleotides long. Its product is annotated as protein HEAT STRESS TOLERANT DWD 1. Gene Ontology annotation, biological process: ribosome biogenesis. Gene Ontology annotation, molecular function: protein binding. The record is from RefSeq and is a predicted model, not a curated record. Gene Ontology annotation, cellular component: nucleolus. Lineage: Eukaryota; Viridiplantae; Streptophyta; Magnoliopsida; Gentianales; Rubiaceae.
GAGCCCCGUCUACCUUUGUCCGCCGCUCCACGCACGAUUCUAAAGCCCUAAACCCCUAAAGUGGUGUGCAUAUUCUGUUCUAGUGUUCUGCUCCCUCAGAUAAAACUCCGUAUUUCUCACUCCCUCUCCUCCGCCCCUCACCCUCAAACAAAACGAAUAUUAGUUGCAAUUGAAAAUGGUUCGAAGCCUCAAGAAUCCCAAGAAGGCCAAGCGUAAGAACAAGGGAGCUAAAAAAGGAGAUGGGUCGUCAUCAAAUUCUGCGCCGUCGGUGCCAACAAAAGUGUGGCAGCCAGGAGUGGAUAAGCUGGAGGAAGGAGAAGAGCUUGAGUGUGACCCUACUGCUUACAAUUCUCUCCAUGCCUUCAAUAUUGGCUGGCCCUGUUUGAGUUUUGAUAUUCUUCACGACUCGUUGGGAUUGGUGCGCACAGAGUUCCCUCAUACAGUGUACUGUGUCGCCGGAACUCAGGCAGAGAAAGCUUCCUGGAACUAUAUUGGAAUUUUUAAAGUAUCUAACAUUUCUGGCAAGAGACGAGAUCUAGUUCCGAAUAAAGUAAAUGCUGAUGGCUCGGAAAUGGAUAGUGAUAGUGGUGAUGACAGUGACACGGAUGAUGAGGAGGAGGGCAGUGGUUCUGAGCCUCCUGUUUUGCGGCUCCGCAAGGUGUUUCAUGAAGGAUGUGUUAACAGAAUACGUGCAAUGACACAAACUCCCCAUAUAUGCGCUUCUUGGUCAGAUAGUGGUCAUGUCCAGAUCUGGGACUUCAGCUCUCAUUUAAGUGCUUUGGCAGAAUCAGAGACGGAUACCAGCCGUGGAGGUUCUGGAGUAAUUAAUCAAUCUCCUGUAAUCAAGUUUGGGCAUAAAGAUGAAGGCUAUGCUAUAGACUGGAGUCCUCUUGUCCCUGGAAGGCUUGUAUCAGGGGACUGCAAGAAUUGUAUUCAUCUGUGGGAGCCCACAUCCAGUUCAACUUGGAAUGUGGAUACCGCUCCUUUUGUUGGACAUACUGCAAGUGUUGAAGAUUUACAGUGGAGUCCUGCAGAACCAUAUGUAUUUGCCUCUUGCUCUGUGGAUCAGAAGAUUGCAAUAUGGGAUACUCGUUUAGGGAAGUCUCCAGCAGUGUCGAUAAAAGCACAUGAUGCAGAUGUCAAUGUGAUCUCAUGGAACAGGCUUGCAAGUUGUAUGCUGGCCUCUGGAAGUGAUGAUGGGAAAUUUACCAUUCGAGAUCUAAGAAUGUUGAAGGAAGGUGAUUCUAAUUUGGGCACAUUCGAUUAUCACAAGCAUCCCAUUACAUCCAUUGAGUGGAGUCCACAUGAAGCGUCUACCUUGGCAGUUUCAUCAUCUGACAACCAAUUGACGUUAUGGGACUUUGCUUUGGAAAGAGAUGAUGAAGAGGAGGCUGAAUUUAAAGCUAAGACUCAGGAGCGAGUAGAUGCCCCUGCUAAUCUGCCUCAACAGCUGCUGUUUGUUCAUCAGGGCCAGAAAGACAUGAAAGAACUUCACUGGCAUGCACAGAUUCCAGGAAUGAUUAUAUCUACUGCUGGAGAUGGCUUUAAUGUACUAAUGCCAUCAAAUAUCGAAAGCUCACUCCCUGCAAAUAAUGCUUGAAAGUUGAAACAAUUUCAUCCAUUCCAUUCCGGAAGACAUCACCGAGCAUCACACUGAUUGUUUGGAAAGGCACGGGGAUGAACAUUGAUCAAAUCGCUUGCAAACAGUUUUCUGAGGUCACUGUACGCAGUUAAAAAGUUGAUAUCAAUUUUGUCUCAGCACCUAUCUAAUUGUGGUUAUGGUACGGAAGACGCUUGAUCUUACAUCAUCUUUUUACUUUCUUUUGCUACAAAAAUUCUGAGAAAUGAAAUCAAAGGAAAGAAUCUGAUUGCCUCUA